UAUAAAGUGAACGUCUGCGCGUCCUCACAGUCCCUGUGCGCGCUCCAGCAGCAGCAGAGCCGUCGCGCGGUUGUGGUGGGACACACGAACAGCGCACAAACCCACCUGCCCAAGCCCCAUCCUUACUACACAACCGGACUGCCGCCAUCAGAGAUAAGAAAACAUGGCCAAGAAAAUCAAUCAGAAGCUGUCAAAAGCUAAAAUGGAGGAGAAUGGAGAUUUAAGCAAUGAGAAAAAUAAAAAGGAAGAUGAGAACCCUAAGCUGGAGAUGGUGGGGCCAUUAGAGAUAUUUCGCUAUGCAGAUGGUAUCGACAUUUUUCUGAUGAUACUUGCCACAAUCAUGUCCAUGGCCAAUGGAGCAGUACUUCCUCUCAUGGUUAUUGUAUUCGGAGAUAUGACAAACAGCUUUGUGGAAAAUUCAAUAAAAGACAAACUAACAAAUACCACUAUUCCACCCAAUUUAGCCGUGCCACAGUUCAGUAAUAAGACUUUGGGAGAGCAGAUGACAGAGCAUGCUAUAUACUACAGCAUCAUGGGAUUUGUAGUUUUGUUCGCAGCAUAUAUGCAGGUGGCCUUUUGGACUCUCGCAGCAGGACGUCAAGUAAAAAAAAUUAGAACAAAGUUUUUUCAUUCCAUCAUGAAACAGGAAAUCGGCUGGUUUGAUGUCAAUGAGACGGGGGAGCUGAACACACGUCUUACAGAUGAUGUAUACAAAGUAAAUGAAGGCAUUGGGGAUAAGCUUGGCAUGCUCAUUCAGUCUGUUACCACUUUUUUCACUGGUCUUAUCAUUGGCUUUGCCGAAGGCUGGAAGUUGACCCUCGUAAUCCUUGCUGUUAGCCCCUUACUCGGAAUAUCAGCUGCUAUCAUUGGAAAGGUGAUGACAUCGUUCACCUCAAUGGAGCAGACAGCCUAUGCAAAAGCUGGAGCAGUAGCAGAGGAAGUGCUGUCGUCCAUCAGAACUGUGUUUGCUUUUGGGGGACAGAAGAAAGAGAUACAGAGGUAUCAAAAAAACCUAGAGGAUGCCAAGAACGUUGGUAUCAAGAAGGCCAUUACAGUGAACAUUGCAAUGGGCUUUAUGUUUUUUAUGAUCUAUAUGUCCUAUGCACUGGCCUUUUGGUAUGGCAGCACCCUUAUCCUGGCUGAAGAGUAUGAUGCUGGCAUGCUUUUGACAGUUUUUUUCGCCGUUCUGAUUGGAGCUUUUGGCAUUGGUCAGACAUCUCCUAACAUCCAGUCAUUCUCCAGUGCAAGAGGGGCCGCCCACAAAGUUUUCCAGAUCAUUGAUCAUGAACCCAACAUUAACAGUUACUCAGAUGAAGGCUACAAACUUGAUGUUGUCAAAGGAAACAUAGAGUUCAAAAACAUUCACUUCAAUUACCCCUCACGAGAAGAUGUGAAGGUCUUAAAUGGCAUGAAUCUCAAAAUCAUGAGUGGACAGACGAUUGCUUUGGUGGGCAGCAGUGGGUGUGGAAAAAGCACAACAAUCCAGCUGCUCCAACGCUUUUAUGAUCCACAGGAAGGGACUGUGACAAUAGACGGUCAUGAUAUUCGCUCUCUGAAUGUGCGAGGUCUUAGAGAAAUGAUUGGUGUGGUCAGUCAGGAACCCGUGCUGUUCGCCACCACCAUCGCCGAAAACAUCCGCUACGGCCGUCAAGACGUCACGCAGGAAGAGAUCGAGCGGGCCGCGCAGGAAGCCAAUGCCUACAACUUUAUAAUGAAGCUCCCUGAUAAAUUUGAGACGCUGGUUGGGGACAGAGGCACUCAGAUGAGCGGGGGACAGAAGCAGCGUAUUGCCAUCGCACGAGCACUUGUACGUAACCCAAAGAUCCUGCUUCUCGAUGAAGCUACGUCAGCUCUGGAUGCUGAGAGCGAGACUAUCGUACAGGCAGCGUUAGAUAAGGUGAGGCUGGGUAGGACCACCCUUAUAGUGGCUCACCGACUGUCCACUAUUCGAAAUGCUGAUGUCAUCGCUGGUUUCCAGAAUGGUGAAAUAGUAGAAUUGGGUACACAUGAGGAACUGAUGAAAAGAAAGGGAGUCUACCACACCUUGGUUACAAUGCAGAUGUUCAAAAGUUCAGAUAAAGAAGAGCAGAGCAAAGAGGAGAUGGCUAUAGAUGAGAUGAGUCCAGCUGUCAGCUCUUUGAAUGAACGCACGCUGUUCAGACAGAAAUCCCAAAGCGCCUCAGAGAAAGAUGUGCAGGAUGAAAAGAAACAGGAGGAUGAGAAGGUUCCAAGCGUCUCCUUCCUGACAGUCCUGAAACUAAAUAAACCUGAAUGGCCGUACAUAAUGGUUGGAGUCUUCUGUGCCGUCAUCAAUGGAGCCAUGCAGCCUGCAUUUGCUGUCAUCUUCUCUAAAAUUAUUGCUGUGUUUGGUGAGACCGAACCGGAACUCAUUAGGCAGAGAUGUGACCUCUACUCUCUGCUGUUUGCUGGCAUUGGAAUCCUGUCAUUUUUCACUUUGUUUUUCCAGGGUUUCUGUUUUGGAAAAGCUGGGGAGAUUUUGACCAUGAGACUGAGAUCUAGAGCCUUCAGAUCUAUGAUGAGACAGGACCUGGGUUGGUUUGAUGACAAUAAGAACAGUAUAGGUGCUCUGACCACCAGACUGGCUGCUGAUACGGCUCAAGUUCAGGGCGCCACCGGACUGAGAAUGGCAACCCUGGCACAGAAUGUUGCCAACCUGGGCACCUCUAUCAUUAUCUCAUUUGUGUAUGGCUGGCAGUUAACCCUCCUCAUUCUGUCCAUUGUACCAAUCAUGGCUGUGGCUGGAGCAAUUCAGAUGAAGUUACUAGGAGGACAUGCGCUAAAAGACAAGAAGGAGCUUGAGCAAGCUGGGAAGGUCGCAACAGAAGCUAUCGAGAAUAUUCGUACUGUGGUUUCAUUGACAAGAGAGAAAAAGUUUGAGAGUCUGUACCAGGAGAACUUAGUCGUGCCUUACAAGAAUUCUAAGAAAAAGGCACAUGUUUUUGGCCUGACAUUCUCCUUUUCCCAAGCGAUGAUCUACUUUGCCUAUGCUGGCUGUUUCAAGUUUGGUUCUUGGCUCAUUGAACAAAAGCUAAUGACCUUUGAGGGCGUCUUUCUUGUAAUCUCAGCAAUAGUGUACGGAGCAAUGGCUGUGGGAGAAGCAAAUUCCUUUACACCAAACUACGCCAAGGCCAAGAUGUCUGCCUCUCAUGUCCUGAACCUUAUCAACAGAGUCCCGGCCAUUGACAAUGCCUCAGAGGAGGGGAACAAACCGGAUCAUUUUGAAGGGAACGUUAAUUUUGAAGAUGUGCGUUUUAACUACCCAUCGCGACCAGAGGUGCCAGUGCUGCAGGGGUUUAGGCUCAAGGUGAAAAAGGGUCAGACUCUCGCCCUGGUGGGCAGCAGUGGCUGUGGCAAAAGUACCACCAUUCAAUUACUGGAGAGAUUUUAUGACCCUAAACAGGGCAAAGUGAUGCUGGAUGAUAAUGACACAAAGAAGCUGAACAUCCACUGGCUGCGCUCUCAGAUAGGUAUCGUUUCCCAGGAGCCUGUGCUGUUUGACUGCAGCCUGGCAGAAAACAUUGCAUAUGGAGAUAACAGCCGAGAAGUCAAGAUGGAGGAGAUCGAACUGGCUGCUAAAGCCGCUAAUAUCCACUCAUUUAUAGAGGGACUCCCACAGAAAUACGAGACACAGGCGGGUGACAAGGGUACACAGCUCUCAGGAGGUCAAAAACAGCGUAUUGCUAUAGCAAGAGCCAUCCUCAGAAACCCCAAACUACUGCUGCUGGAUGAAGCCACGUCUGCUCUUGACACUGAGAGUGAGAUGGUGGUGCAGGAGGCUCUUGAUAAGGCACGCGAGGGCCGAACCUGUAUCAUAGUAGCCCACCGCCUAUCCACCAUCCAGAAUGCAGACCUCAUUGCUGUGAUUCAAAAUGGGGUUGUUGUAGAAAAAGGCACACAUCAACAGCUCCUCAGCCAGCAGGGGGCGUACUACACCCUUGUUACCUCUCAGAUGGGUCACUGACAGUAAAGUCAGGGUGCAUAUCUAGAGCCUUUAUUUAAAAGGAUAAACAAUUUAUUUCAAAUAAUUGCUCCCAUGUGGUGGGCAGUAUUUGAAAUGUUACACUUGAACAGUUGAACACCACUGUGGUCAUUUGUGUCCAAGCAUACAUCAGAUGAUCAGCGCUCUGGUUAAGCAAGACUAGUGCUGUUUAAGGUCUGUCAGGGACCAGCUUUGUUCUGCAGGCAUAACAUAAAUCGACCUUGCAAAUUUAAUUGUAUUAACAAUUAUUAUUUUUGUAUUAACAGUACCAAGCACUACCAUAUCAUUUCCUGGUUACACUCUUUGUCUGUUUGGAAAUUAAAAAAAAAUAGUAAUGAAAAGCAGGCUUUUCAAGAUUGAAAACAACAUGGUUAAAUAUAUACAAUAUAUAUACUGCUUCUUGCAUAACAAGAUGACCAAAUUUCAGUUUUGAUGAUUCACUGCUUUGUAAUCAGUGGUUUGUUCUGUAUGUGUGGUGCCCUCAUAUUUAUCAAACUAACAAAAUGCUAUUUUAUUUCAUUACUUUUUGUGCACUGGUUUGUGGCGCACAAAUACUUUAAUUCUGAAAAUGUUUUAAUAAAGUUUAUAGUUUUUUAUUUGCCCGUUAGAUUUAAUAUGUCUUAAUAUUAUCCAUAUUUACAUGGAAGAAAAUAGACAGUUUUUGACAAAAUGAAAUGCGUUUUAUUUUAUGACAUAAUGCUUACAAACCUAAAUUAAAAGCUUCAUAACGAAAGCUUUAAUGAAGACAAAGGUGGACUGAUUUGUAACAUUUAUGAACAGAAAACAAAGUUAACACCUGGGGUCAAUAAGCCUUUAACAUUCUGGUUUCAAACAAAGAUGCUCAUGAAAUUAGAUCCAAACAACUUAUGAUCACUGUCCAAUCGCAAAACUUUAAGAGAAAAAUACAAUGUGAUGUAAUGCAAAAGUGUGAUGUACUGUAAUGCAAAAGUUGCCAGGUUUACAAAAAUAAACAUAUUUAACAAGCA
This is a messenger RNA of Paramisgurnus dabryanus, 4986 nucleotides long. It is a transcript of the gene abcb4, whose product is annotated as ATP-binding cassette, sub-family B (MDR/TAP), member 4. Gene Ontology annotation, biological process: oligopeptide export from mitochondrion. Gene Ontology annotation, cellular component: mitochondrial inner membrane. NCBI's taxonomy places the organism in Eukaryota, Metazoa, Chordata, Actinopteri, Cypriniformes, Cobitidae. The record is from RefSeq and is a predicted model, not a curated record. Gene Ontology annotation, molecular function: ABC-type oligopeptide transporter activity; ATP binding; ATP hydrolysis activity.